CUCGCCCCCCGCGCUCGCCCCCGGCCCCGGCGCGGCCAUGAGCGUGGAGGACUAUUACCUGGAGCUGUGCGAGCGGCCCGUCCACUUCGAGAAGGCCAACGCCGUCAACUGCGUCUUCUUCGAUGAGGCCAACAAGCAGGUUUUUGCCGUCCGGUCGGGCGGAGCUACCGGGGUGGUGGUUAAAGGACCGGAGGAGAGGAACCCCAUCUCUUUCAGAAUGGAAGACAAAGGGGAAGUGAAAUGCAUCAAGUUUUCCUUGGGAAACAAGAUCUUGGCCGUUCAGAGGACCUCUAAGAUUGUGGAUUUUUUGAACUUCAUCCCCGAUAGCCCUCAACUGGAAUACACCCAAGAAUGCAAGACCAAGAAUGCCAACAUUUUGGGGUUCUGUUGGACCAGCUCGACCGAAAUCGUCUUCAUCACAGAUCAAGGAAUCGAGUUUUACCAGGUACUGCCAGAGAAACGGAGUUUGAAACUCCUGAAAAAUCAGAAUAUCAACGUGAACUGGUACAUGUCCUGCCCCGAGAGUUCGGUCAUUCUGCUGUCCACCACAGUCCUGGGCAACAUCCUUCAGCCUUUCCAUUUCAGGACCGGAACCAUGUCGAAGCUGUCCAAGUUUGAAAUCGAAUUACCGACCACUCCCAAGGCAACAAAACCGAGCCUUUCCGAAAGAGACAUCGCCAUGGCUACCAUCUACGGGCAGCUCUACGUCCUCUUCCUGAGACACCACUCCCGGGCCUCCAGCAACUCCGGAGCCGAGGUGGUCCUGUACCACUUGCCACGGGAGGGCCCCUGUAGGAAGUUGCACAUCCUCAAGCUGAACAGGACGGGAAAGUUUGCCCUCAAUGUGGUGGACAACCUGGUGGUGGUGCAUCAUCAGGACACCGAGACGUCUGUGAUCUUCGACAUCAGGCUGCGCGGAGAGUCCGACGGCACAGUGACCCUCCAUCAGCCCGUGCUCCCGGCCCGGUCCAUCCAGCCCUGCCAGAUCCCCAUAGCAGGGCCUGCUGCCGUGACCAGCCCUUCUCCGGUCCCCUGCAAGCUCUAUUCGUCCUCCUGGAUCGUCUUCCAGCCCGAUAUCAUCAUCAGUGCCAGCCAGGGCUACCUCUGGAACCUCCAGGUCAAGCUGGCGCCGGUGGUGGCCCUCCUCCCAGAUAAGGGCCGGCUGGUGGACUUCCUCCUCCAGCGGAAGGACUGCAAGCCGGUCAUCUUGGCUGUGUGUUCCCAGAUGCUGAGCGUGUCGGACAGAGGGACGCUGCCGGUCAUCGCCACGGUCUUCGAUAAACUCAACUCUGAGUAUAAGAAGUACUUGGAAGCCGAGCAGAGUUAUGCCCUGGCGGUGGAGACCGGGCAGAGCCGGAGCAGCCCCCUGCUGAAGCGGCCCGUCCGCACCCAGGCCGUCAUCGACCAGUCGGACAUGUACACGCACGUCCUGUCCGAGUUCACGGAGAAGAAGGAGCUGCCGCCGAAGUUCAUCACGGCAGUCCUGAUGGAGUACCUCCGCUCCCUCAACCAGUUCCAGAUCACCGUCCAGCACUACCUCCACGAGCUCGUCAUCAAGACCCUCGUGCAGCACAACCUGUUCUACGUGCUGCACCAGUUCCUGCAGUACCACGUCCUCAGCGACUCCAAGCCGCUGGCCUGCCUCCUCUUGUCCUUAGAGAGCAUCUACCCCCCGGCCCACCAGCUGGCCCUGGACAUGCUAAAGAGACUGUCGACGGCCAACGACGAGAUCGUGGAAGUCCUGCUGUCCAAGCACCAGGUGCUGGCCGCCCUGCGCUUCCUGCGGGGCCUGGGCGGACACGACCCCGUCUCCGCCCGCAAGUUCCUCGACGCGGCGAAGCAGACCCAAGACAACAUGCUCUUCUACACCAUCUUCCGCUUCUUCGAGCAACGCAACCAGCGCUUACGGGGGAACCCCAGCUUCGCACCGGGAGAACACUGCGAGGAACACGUGGCUUUUUUCAAACAUCUCUUUGGACACCAAGCCCUGAUGAAGCCCACAGCUGUCUGAGGCGGAUGUGAGUGUUUUACAAAAGUGUACAAAGUUCAUUUAUUGGAUUAAUAGAGAUUUUACCUACAAAAGUCAUAAUAAAGUAUGUAUAUAUAUACACA
Messenger RNA from Ornithorhynchus anatinus (platypus), 2112 nucleotides. RefSeq names its product regulator of MON1-CCZ1 (gene RMC1). Gene Ontology annotation, cellular component: late endosome membrane; lysosomal membrane; Mon1-Ccz1 complex. The transcript has 20 exons. NCBI's taxonomy places the organism in Eukaryota, Metazoa, Chordata, Mammalia, Monotremata, Ornithorhynchidae. Gene Ontology annotation, molecular function: protein binding. The record is from RefSeq and is a predicted model, not a curated record. Bases 38 to 2011 code for a protein of 657 amino acids. Gene Ontology annotation, biological process: regulation of autophagy.